GAAUUGAAAACACCUUCUCUCUCUUUCUCCCUCCAGAGCGAUAUUUGUUGAGGUAAGAGAGAGAAAAUAACUUUGAUGGGUUGGUUUCUCUGUUUAGGAAAAUCAAACAAAAGGGAAAAGAAGAAGCUGAGGAAGAAACCAGAAGAUCAGAUCCCAUCGACUUCAGAGAAAUUGAAGGCAAAUUCAGCAGUGGAUGUGAAAAAGGAGGGCACGAAGGAUGGAGGAUCAGAUCACAUUGCAGCACAUACAUUUACUUUUCGUGAGUUGGCUGCCGCUACAAAGAAUUUUAGAGCAGAUUGCCUUUUAGGUGAAGGAGGUUUUGGCCGAGUAUACAAAGGGCGCUUAGAGAGUUCUAAUAAGGUUGUAGCUAUCAAGCAACUUGAUCGUAAUGGGCUGCAAGGAAACAGAGAAUUCCUUGUUGAAGUUUUGAUGCUCAGCCUACUUCACCAUCCUAAUCUUGUGAACUUAAUUGGCUAUUGUGCUGAUGGGGAUCAGAGACUUCUUGUUUAUGAAUAUAUGCCAUUGGGAUCUUUGGAAGACCACCUACAUGAUCUACCACCUGAUAAAAAACGACUUGACUGGAAUACAAGAAUGAAAAUAGCUGCGGGUGCUGCUAAGGGCUUGGAAUACUUGCAUGACAAAGCAAACCCUCCUGUUAUAUAUCGGGAUUUGAAAUGCUCUAACAUUUUGCUUGGUGAAUGCUAUCAUCCCAAACUUUCUGAUUUUGGCUUGGCAAAAUUGGGUCCUGUAGGAGAUAAGACCCAUGUAUCUACUAGGGUGAUGGGAACCUAUGGAUAUUGUGCACCUGAAUAUGCAAUGACUGGUCAGCUCACAUUGAAAUCAGAUGUGUAUAGCUUUGGAGUUGUUCUUCUUGAGAUUAUUACUGGAAGAAAAGCAAUUGACAAUUCAAGGGCUGCUGGGGAACAUAAUCUAGUUGCAUGGGCGCGGCCUCUGUUUAAAGAUCGAAGAAAAUUUCCACAGAUAGCUGAUCCAAUGCUCCAAGGCCAAUAUCCAGUGAGGGGCUUAUACCAAGCUCUAGCAGUAGCUGCAAUGUGUGUUCAGGAACAGCCAAAUAUGAGACCUCUCAUAGCUGAUGUAGUCACAGCCCUUUCUUAUCUUGCUUCUCAGAAAUAUGAUCCUGAGACGGGGCCAGUCCAGGGCUCACGCACAAGCUCAUCUACUCCUAGAUCUAGAAGGGAACUUUGAAAUUGCUCAGUCAAGCCUGGAAAUAGCCCCAAUACAGUUUCACAUAAGGAAUCCUCCGAUGAGAUUGUCUUCACCUUGCGCAGUGUAUUGUGAUUUUUCUUCUUCUUCUUUUUUUUUUUUUUUUUUUUUUUUUUUUUUUUUUUUGGGUAAUAUCCUGAGGUCGUUCAUUGAAGGUUCAAUUGUUGGCUGCACAUAGGAACGUGCCUGUGUAUCGAAUUUUGCGUCACUUCGAUUAUCAGGUGGAAUAUGCUCACUUCUAGUGUGUUGUACAAGAAAGCUUUUUUUGGCCAUUUAUAUUUUCUCUUCUUUUACCUUUUGCAUGUUUUUCUCUAUCUUCCCCUUUACCCUUUAAUGGUCUUUCUGUAUGAUUCUUUUUAUGUAUCUAUAUAGGAACUGAUUUCCCCUAAAAGAAGAGCAAGUUGUUGUAGAAUAUUACCAUUUUGGUGAAUGGAUGCCCUCAUUUCCCUUGCCUUUCUUUUUGUUC
Messenger RNA from Ziziphus jujuba (common jujube), 1690 nucleotides. RefSeq names its product probable serine/threonine-protein kinase PBL7. Lineage: Eukaryota; Viridiplantae; Streptophyta; Magnoliopsida; Rosales; Rhamnaceae. The record is from RefSeq and is a predicted model, not a curated record. Gene Ontology annotation, molecular function: ATP binding; protein kinase activity. Gene Ontology annotation, biological process: protein phosphorylation. Bases 76 to 1206 code for a protein of 376 amino acids. The transcript has 5 exons.